Molecule: messenger RNA, 1451 nt
Organism: Micropterus salmoides (largemouth bass)
Lineage: Eukaryota; Metazoa; Chordata; Actinopteri; Centrarchiformes; Centrarchidae
Product: cell surface glycoprotein CD200 receptor 1-B-like
Exons: 7
Coding region: 10-894 (294 amino acids)
Biological process (GO): regulation of neuroinflammatory response
Molecular function (GO): signaling receptor activity
Source: RefSeq, a predicted model, not a curated record
AAAAGGGAAAUGAGCACUUGCAAUAGCAUCAGUUUUAGAUCAUCUGUAAAGUUUCAUGUAAUGAACUUGUCAAGCCAAAUGGAUAGACUGCCCUACACCUAUAUGCUGAUAUUUUGCUCUUUUACAUUUGUCUGCAUCGUUGGAAGAGCUCCAGGAACUAAUCAAACCAUCUCUGCGAACUCCGACACAUCUUCUUCUCCUAAACUUUAUGUUGUCAGAAAUGAAGCUUUCAAUGUGGGGAGUGAUGUUAACCUGACAUGCAGCAAUAAAACAUGGAAUGAGAUGAUGUAUGUCAUCUGGGCAAUAGACAUGAAAUACAAUUCAGAAGAAUGUAAGAUAGCCUUUGACAAUGAAGGCCGAAGCGAUGACUCCUGCCAAGAUGGAAAGUCACUUCGAAACACAUCCAGUGCUCAGUCAUACCUGCACAUCCCAAACUUCUCAGAUUAUGAUGUGGGGGUCUACAAGUGUGAGGCAGUUUACAGAAGACUAAACGAAAAUUAUGAGAUCCACGUGGCUAUAACAGUUCCUCCCAGUAUAUCAGCCUGGUUAGAACGCAAGGACAACAGGAUGGUGGCAGUGUGCAAAGCUGAAAGUGGAAUACCUGCUGCCAACAUCAGCUGGAGUCAUAUGGGAAACUCAUCAACUGUGGAAACAUUGCUUGACUCACGUGGAUUUUAUACAGUAGAAAGUCUUCUGGAGCUUCCAGAGGGAAUGGAUACAGUUAACCUGAGCUGUGUGAUCAGGCACCCAUACUGGAAAGGGGAAAAGACUUUGGUACCGGAGCUCCAAAAAGGGUAUGUUUCUUGGCUGCGUGUCCUUAUUGUUGUGGUGAUCAUUGCGUUUUUGACAGGAGUAUUAUUUUUUGCACAAAAGAAACCAGUAAUGUUCAGGUGAUUCCAGCAGUCCGACGACACCUCACCAUCCAGAUCCCCACUGAUGGAGGAUGUGGAGCCCUACCCUAACCAUACCUGUUCUGCCAUCUAGUGGUGCAGAUCAAAACAUAGUUCAUCAUCAUGAUCAGCGCUGUAUAACAGUCCAUGAUAAGAUGUCUAUAUAAUACUAAUAACACACUUAAAUCUAGUAUUGCUGAAAAGAAUAAACAAAUAGACAGCCAGGGUCUAGACGUCCUGUUUGAAUUCUGCUAUUAAACCCCACGCUACUGCAACUAUAAUUAGUGUUACCCUCACAUUGACUAUUUAGUUGACAUGGUCAUAGUUUAUGGAAAAAAAAGAGGAAACAUGACACAGUUGAAGUCUCUAAUCUUUCACUUUUCUGGUGAACACAUUAACAUGAUGAUUUCCUCUCUGUAAUGUAGCAAAGAACCAUACUGAGGGGAUCAUUACCUUUCAAAUCUUUUCAGUGACGCAGUUGAUUAUUACAACAGAAUGAUGAACAAAAGUAUUGGUAUUCUGUAAAGUUUUAAUCAAUUAAAAAUAUCAAUUAAACCACAA